AUGGAUAAAUCUGGUUUACCGGCACAGUUGGAUCGUUGUGUUCAGUACAAAUGGGUUUUCACCAAAUUAAAAAAUCCACCUUGUGGAAUUUAUAUAUGGAAAAUAGCUAGCAAUAUUACUAUUGCUUGCGUUGGAUUAUUCAGCAGGUUUCUCCUUAAUUAUAUGAAUAAAAAUGUUUGUUAUAACCAAGAUAAUUUAUUAAAAGUACUUAAGAAAAGAGAAAAGGGUGUGCCUUUAAUUACUGUGUCAAAUCAUCUCUCUUGUUUUGACGAUCCUGGGAUUUGGGGAUGUCUUAAUUUAAGUCAUUUUACCAAUAAAAAUAUGAGAUGGUCGCUCGCUGCUGAUAAUAUAUGUUUUACAAAUAAGUUCUAUUCUUAUUUUUUUAUGCUCGGGAAAUGUGUACCAGUUGUUAGAGGAGCAGGAGUUUAUCAGGAUGCUGUAAACUAUUGUAUAGAGAAGCUUAAACAUGGAGAAUGGUUGCAUAUUUUUCCUGAAGGGAGGGUUAACGUGGACAAGGAAUUGAUACGAUUUAAAUGGGGAAUAGGAAGAAUUAUUUAUGAUCUACCCGUGACUCCUAUUGUUGUACCUAUAUGGCAUAUUGGUAUGGAGGAUAUUUUACCAAAUACACGCCCAUAUUACUUUAGGAUUGGGAAAGUGAUGACUCUAAAUUUUGGACCUCCCAUUGAGGUUUCUGAGCUUGUAAAGCAGUUGAAGUGUGAUAAGGUAAAUCCUGAAAGAGCUAGGCUUAUAAUAACUAGUCAUAUUCAGGAAAACCUGAUGUCAUUGAAAGCACAAACUGAAAAACUUCUUGAAGUAUAA
Nezara viridula (southern green stink bug) is the source of this 819-nucleotide messenger RNA. NCBI's taxonomy places the organism in Eukaryota, Metazoa, Arthropoda, Insecta, Hemiptera, Pentatomidae. The record is from the annotation of a GenBank genome assembly.